AUGGACGACGCGCGCCAGCACCACCUCCGCCCGCGCCACGCCGCGGGGGGCCGCGUGGUCCGCGUCCGCUUCGCCGAUUCCGACGCCACCGAUUCGGAGUCCUCCGACGAAUGCCACCGCCUCCUCCACGAGAUCGGCCAGCCUCUCCCCUCGUCCCCCGCCCCCGCCCCCGCCCCCCAAAGGAACCGCCUUUCCCGAACCGCCGACCGGCCGUUCCGCGGCGUGCGGCGGCGGCCGUGGGGCAAGUACGCGGCGGAGAUCCGCGACCCGGGGCUCGCCGGGAAGCGCCGCUGGCUCGGCACCUUCGACACCGCCGAGGAGGCCGCCGCAGUCUACGACGCUGCCGCGCUCCGCAUCCGCGGCCGCCGCGCCGUCACCAACUUCCCCUCCUCCCCCGCCGCCGUCUCUCCGGCGCCUUCCCUCGCCCUUGCCGCGCUUCCUCCCGCUCCGUCCCCGGCCCCUGAGGCGGAGACCUCCUCGGCGUCCACGGUGGUCGACGCCGGGGGUGGCGGCGGCGACGACGAGGUCACCGGGGUGCCUCCGCCGCCGCCGUGGUUCGGGGAGGAUGGCGGCCCGCUGGAGCUCUUGGACUUCGGCCUGCCCCCCGCGGCGGCGAAGCGGGGCCAGUGGGAGGAGGAGUUCGGCGAUCUGGGUGACCUCGACGACCUCUUCGACCUGCCUCUCUGA
This is a messenger RNA of Miscanthus lutarioriparius, 687 nucleotides long. NCBI's taxonomy places the organism in Eukaryota, Viridiplantae, Streptophyta, Magnoliopsida, Poales, Poaceae. The record is from the annotation of a GenBank genome assembly.